Lolium rigidum is the source of this 2597-nucleotide messenger RNA. RefSeq lists its product as uncharacterized. The record is from RefSeq and is a predicted model, not a curated record. The transcript has 16 exons. Bases 1 to 2373 code for a protein of 790 amino acids. NCBI's taxonomy places the organism in Eukaryota, Viridiplantae, Streptophyta, Magnoliopsida, Poales, Poaceae.
AUGGAGCUCGAGCAGGAUUUGCUAAACUCCAUGUUGAACAACGCAUGGGGAAAGGCUGACGCUGAAUGUUCCGACAUUCAGAAUCAUAAAAGGGAAACCCGCGAGUUCUUCGACCAACUUCUCUGCAAGCGCAAGGAACAACAAGCGCUGCACUAUGAGCUCCAUAAGAACAUCUAUCUGCAGCGCCGCGUUACCCUCGGUGCGUCUACUUCUCUGUCCACUGCUUCUUCAGAACUUGAGAUCCUGUGCUCCACCCACAAGGACCUAGAGUCAAAACUGAAGGAGGCGGAGGAAAAGCGGGAACUUGCUGAGAAUCAGCUGGCUGAGAAAAAUUCUGAGUUCAUCAGAGAGAAGGCUGAUCUGGUGGAGAAGCGGAGGAAUGACAGCGCUACAGUUAAAAACCUCCAAGCUAACGCCCAAACGCUCCGGACUUAUAUGACGCAAGCAGAGCAAGGUUGGGACCUGCUAAACUCCGACAUCAUGGAGCCACUUGGAUAUGAUGAGGCCCGACGCGGGAUGUUUCUGCGCGAUGACUUGAUCCGGCUGGCCGGAGACGAUUGCAGAGACCUAGUAUCGGCAUGUCGCAAGAAUUGGGCCUGGAUUAGGGAAUCUAUAAUUGAGGCCAUAAUUCCACUGUUUGGAUGUGCACAUAAUCAUUGCCUGAAAACGUUGCUCCAAUUCCAUGCGAGUAUGCGACCCACACGCGCGAGCGAACAGAGUGGCCACACAUUCCGAGCUGCCGACCUCGAAAACACAGCGAAUUCGCGAAACGGUACCCAGUCCGUCCUCAGACUUCCCAACCUCACGCGCGACGGAGAGGCUCCUCCCGGCGGCGCAGGAGCGAUCGAUCGUCACGGAAUACAUGAGGUUGGCGGGCCUCUUCUUGUUGGUGGGGUUAAUUUGCUCAACACGCGGACUGGCCUCUUCUAUGAUCAAGAGCUUCGCCAUGUCCUCACCGAUGAGCAUCGGUUUCGAGCUUAUCUGGAGUUUCGCGAGCAGGCCAUCAAAAUCGCCGUGACUGAACUCAUGUCUGGUGCCAAAUCACCUGCUGAUUUGUUUCUCUCGAUUGCCGAGGAUAGUGAUACCUUCAAUAGCGAGCUUGUCGAGUACAUCUUGAUGCGCUACACGAGGCAUGAUGGAACCUCCUCCAUCUUGCAGCGAUCUGUCACUGGGGAUGAUGGACAUAAUGGAACUGAGGUUGACAACACCUCCAUAAGGCAUUACUUGCCUAAUGAUAUAAUCAGACAAAUCGAGAAUAACCAAAAGUUCCUUUGUCAACAAUUGUCGUCUAUUCAGAGAUACUUUGCAUACCGGAAAUUUCUUGUGAAGCUUGACUUUAUUCAGUCGAAUAGUGAUCCUGAAAGUGUUCUAAAAAGGCUUAAAUCUUCAACUAUAUGCCCGGGGCUUCCAGAUCAUGAGCUAAGGCGUUGCUUAGAGGGCCAUAUUAAUUUUUUGAAAGAAUACGAGGAUAAGAAAUUGGACCCUGCGGCCAGCAUAUCUGAGUAUGAAAACAUAGCUUUGAAGAAGAUCCAUUCAGAGUUGAGUUCAGAAUUACAGGAGCAUCUGGAUCGCUAUGAUUGGAUGCUUAUGGAGCAGUACUAUGACCGUAUGAAAUUAAGGAGUCUUGCAAGAGAAUGUGCUACUCAAGCGCAAAUGACUGGACAUGUUCUUGUCGCAGAGGGUCUACCAAUAAAAGCACAUCUCAAGAAAUAUAUGCUUUACGCAAAUCCAGAAGUUAAGAAGCUGCCUUCAUUUAAACAAGCAGCGAAGCGGUCAUUUGACAGCUACAUGGGUCGAAUAAAAGAGAAAUUCAGAAGCAGGGCUCCUCUUGGCAGGCCUAUCGGAAGGCCAUUCCAGUUGCUUUUUGCGGGUACAUUAGCAACUUCAUUUGAUGACGGCAACAAUGAAGAACGGAAGUAUGACCCCCAGUGUGGCAUGACGAAAGACGAGUUCGAAUGGCGAUGUGCUCAGGUUGACAGGGUAAGCCAGCGUAUGCCCCAAGCGUUUGAGAAGUUGGAUUUCCAGUUGCAGGUUAUGCGUCGUCACUUCCUGGAUGAUCCUGAUGCCCUAAACACUUGGGAUGAGUAUGAAAACGAUGUCCGUUAUGCAUACAGGCAUAACCUCUUGCAGACCCUGUCGUCACCAUUGUCAAUCCCGAACUCUGAUUUGUACGAGCAGCUAAUGAAGAGAAAGGCGCAGUCCAAGACCUUUGUCGGCAAGAUAUCUAGAGGAUUAGACAAGUUCAAAGAGGCAGCAACAAGGAACAAGAGGUUGGUUGGAGCUGGGGUAAUAUUUGCCGGUGCUGCUGCUGUAUUUGCUCUUAGACGACACGCUACACUACGUGAAGUCAAACAGCAGACAAAUGAAGCCUAGCUAGCAACAGUUGGAUCAUGGACUUGCUAUCUACAAAGCAAAACUGUUCCUAUUCAAUAUUACGUUGGAGCAUUUCGUAGUUAAUACCUGGGUGUGUAAGAUGCUUCUAAAUAUAUAAAGCUCCGUAUUAAACUUUGGCAUCUCCCUUAGAGCAAUUCCAAUAGUAUAGCCAACUGUUGGAUAUAACAAGAUGUCAUAUCAUUUGUAGUCAUCAUAUAGCUAAC